Messenger RNA from Salvia hispanica, 1967 nucleotides. The record is from RefSeq and is a predicted model, not a curated record. NCBI's taxonomy places the organism in Eukaryota, Viridiplantae, Streptophyta, Magnoliopsida, Lamiales, Lamiaceae.
CGAGGUAGUGUGUGCAUGAAUAAGCACUAUUUGGCAUUCAUCCCAGUCCCAGCAUUGCAAUUUGCAACCACAUUACUCGGAGAAGAGCUCCACCUACGUCUCCUGAUUCUUCAACCCCUCAAUUCAUUCACUCCCCUUAUCUCUCUGCAACACACACAUACAAAAGCAUUUUCAGUCUCCCCUUUACUCUUACCGCCACUUGUCCACUUCAAUCAGGCAUCAAGCUUCUGAUUCUCGGCCGCUCCUCAUUUCACUCUAUCCACUCAAUUCUCUCUAGCCUUGACAACAGUGACACCCACAGCUCCGUAAUACUACAAUCAUAUUGUCCUUUUGCGUAUUGCUUGGAGGUGCAACCCUGAUUGAUUGGCGCUGUUACCUUUUUUCUGCCUCUAUCAAUUCUUAUCCGUCUGCCAGGGAGUAUGGCCAUGCUGGCGCAGCAUCAUAGACAGGGAGAAACCAUAAAUACGCAUCUGGAUUCCGGCAAGUAUGUAAGGUACACGGCUCGACAGGUGGAGGCCUUGGAGAGGGUUUACUCCGACUGCCCUAAGCCCACCUCCCUGCGCCGCCAGCAGCUCAUCAGGGAAUGCCCCAUUCUCUGCAACAUUGACUCCAAACAGAUCAAAGUCUGGUUCCAGAACCGCAGGUGUCGACAGAAGCAGCGGAAUGAAUCCACCAGGCUUCAGAGUGUCAACACAAAAUUGAGUGCCAUGAAUAAGCUAUUGAUGGAGGAAAACGAUCGUCUGCAGAAGCAGGUUUCUCAGCUGGUUUGCGAGAAUGGGUAUAUGCGCCAACACUUGCAAACUGCAUCUGUACCGACCACUGAUGCAAGUUCUGAGUCAGCGGCCACGACCCCACAGCAUUCUCUUAGAGAUGCUAACAAUCCUGCUGGACUCCUCUCUAUUGCUGAGGAGACCUUGGCGGAGUUCCUCUCAAAGGCUACAGGAACUGCUGUUGAUUGGGUCCAGAUGCCUGGGAUGAAGCCUGGUCCGGAUUCGGUUGGAAUAUUUUCUAUCUCGCAGCGUCGGGGUGGAGUGGCAGCUCGAGCUUGUGGUCUUGUUAAUUCGAUGCCUUCCAAGAUUGCUGAGAUCCUUAAAGAUCGUCCAUCUUGGUUUCGUGACUGUCGAAGCCAAGAGAUUUUCACUAUGUUUCCUGCUGGAAAUGGAGGGACCAUCGAGCUCUUACAUACACAGACAUAUGCACCGACUACUCUGGCUCCAGCUCGUGAUUUUUGGACUCUAAGAUACACAACCUCAUUGGAGAAUGGUAGCCUCGUGGUAUGUGAGACAUCACUUUCUGGUACUGGGGCUGGGCCAUCUGCAGCUGCUGCAUCACAAUUUAUCAGAGCUGAAAUGCUUCCAUCUGGAUAUUUGAUUCGGCCUUGUGAGGAUGGAGGGUCAAUUAUGCACAUCGUAGAUCACCUUAAUCUCCAGGCAUGGAGCGUGCCAGAGGUAUUGCGGCCGCUUUAUGAAUCAUCAAAAGUUGUGGCGCAGAAAAUGACAAUCUCGGCGCUAAGAUAUGUUCGGCAGAUAGCCCAGGAGACAAGUGGGGAAGUAGUAUAUGGUCUCGGUCGGCAGCCUGCUGUUUUGCGGACCUUCACCCAGAGAUUAAGCAGAGGCUUUAAUGAUGCUAUUAACGGAUUCAAUGAUGACGGGUGGUCGAUAUUAAAUUCUGAUGAUGCUGAAGAUGUAGUAGUUGCCACUAAUUCAGCCAAGAAUCUAACUGCUGCAAGUGUUCUCUGUGUAAAAGCAUCUAUGCUGCUUCAGAAUGUCCCUCCAGCAGUGCUAAUUUGCUUUUUGAGGGAGCAUCGAUCAGAGUGGGCGGACUUCAAUGUUGAUGCCUAUGCUGCCAUGUCAUUGAAGUCACACGCGGCGGCGGAUAGGAGAACUGACGCGGCGACGGCGGUUCCGGAGAUCGACAACGACAAUGAAUCUCCGGAGACGGAUUCUGGAGCCGGUGCCGGAGCCUGA